AUGGCGUGCAUAACGAACCUCGGAAAGCCGCUGAUCAGCGUCUUCCUUGUAAUGAUCAAGAUAGUGUUGCUGCACCCCGCUGGGAUCAGGGCCCAGGAACUGGGAGCGGUGAUCACCGAGGACAGCAUGAUCCUUGGUGUUGGAGUAGAAGGCAGCAGAGCUGGUGGGACUACUCCUGGGGAGAUGGUAGUCGUUGGGGUUCCGGUUGGGAGCCUCCUUGUCAUGACUACGCACGAAGAUGGAGCCAAGACGAGACUUGGGGCACCGGAUCCACCGAGUCCGGUUCUGCGACUGGCGGCCAGGGGAAUGGCUGCUACAAAGGAGUUCGCCGUCAAGGCGAUGACAACUCAGAGCCUACGCCUACUAAAGAGGAUGGAGAUCCCCGGCAGGGCUUUGGUGGAGGCCGGCUUCCCGAUGGCUGGAGACCCACCGGACUCCCAGCCGACCUUCGCGCACCUCGACACGGCGAGAACUAUGGACGCAGGAGACGAAAAUCUUGGCCAGACGGCGCGAUCCUAUCUCCGGCAGAUAGCAGCCUGGCGCCGCAUGACGCGGAUGGCGCCUGAGACUCAAGGGCUCACCCUCUACCAGCACCUCACCGGGAAGGCAUGGGUCGAGGCCGAACGUCUGAGCGUCGACCGCUUGGCCGAGACUUCGGGAGUGGACUACUUGGUCUCCUGGGUCAAGGACCGUUAUCUGGACGUGGAGAUAACACAGGUUGGUCGCUGUCUUUCAGACUUCUUCCGGAAGCUUCGGAGGAAACCCGGACAAUCUGUCCGAGACUAUCUCUCCGACUUUGAUCGCUGUCUGGCCAGGCUGAACGAGGUUGGUUGUGUUUUGCCAGACCUAGCUGCGGCAUGGGUCCUGGUAGACCGCAUGGCCCUCGAAGAGGGCGCGGAGCUCAAUUUACUGGCCUCAGUCGGUAAUGUGUACAACCUGAAGCUCCUCAAGCAGGCCUCGAUUGUGCAAGACAGGUCCCUCAGGAAACCAUGGGAGACGACCGCCACCAACCGGCCAUGGAACAAGCGACAGCAGUCGGCAAUGAUGGCCGACGCAACCGGGGAGAAUGACGACCACGAGGACUUCCAGGACGUGGCCAUCGACGAGGACUGCGAGGCGGUACCGGAAUCGGUGGCAGCGGAACUCUACGAGGCGUACGUUACCCACGAGACGGCUCGACAGAAGUAUCGUGAUACUCUCAAGAUGCGGGGAACGGACCCGGAUGGAAUGAGGGAAGCUAUGCACCAGAAGCUCCAGGCGGCGAAGCAGCGUUCUUUUUGCUCGGCAUGCAAGCGCAGGGGCCAUUGGCAUCGUGACCCUCAGUGCCCCCUUAACCAAGGCAAAGGCGGCAACGGAAGCGGCGGGUCAUCCUCGGCUGCUACGAGCGGGACUUCCUCUACGACAUCCUCGUUGGAAAAGAACCCCAAGGUGAACUUCCCGUGCCACGUGGUGCAUGUGACCUGGGAUCUUGCGCAGCCCGCCGAGGCCUCCAAUCUCCUCGGCAUCACAGACACUGCCUGCAGCAAAAGCGUGGCCGGGAUGCCAUGGGUCGAGACUUACUUGAAUGAGGCGAAGAAAGUUGGCUUCCGCCCUCCCUUCCUUGAGGCCCGCGAGUCGUUCAAGUUUGGGGCCUCUCGGAUCUUCGAGGCCCUCUACAGCAUCAUCUUGACCUUUGAGGUUGGAGGACAUCCGGUCGUCGUGCGGGUUUCGGUUGUUAAUGGAGAUGUACCCUUACUUCUCUCCCGUCCCGUCCUUGGCAAGCUCGGCAUGAUCAUGGAUGUACAGCGCAACAAGGCCGACUUCCGGGAGCUCCAGGUCCACGACCUGCAGCUGGUCAUCACCGAUACGGGGCAUCCUGCUGUGCCUAUUCGACCGAUCUAUGUAGAGCCCGCCCUCGCCCAAGGCGGUGACUGGGAAGGGACUUUGAGUCCAAGGACCUCACAAGAAGCACCCGAAGAUCCCAACAUGCGCGCCUAUGUCUCUCCCAAGGUCAACAUCGAACGCCCGAUCUUCUAUCCUAAGAAGAAGACGCUAUGGGAGCUCACCAAGGAGGAGCUCAUCGCGGAGGCCCAGGCGAGAGGGCUCCAGUUCCAUCCCAAGUGGACCCUGGGAGAGAUUCGACAAGUCAUUCAGGAGGACCGAGAGGCAAAGACCGGGAGCACUUCCACGGGAGCGCCCCCGCCGGCACUAUCCAAGAUGACGUUGGCCCAGCUCAAGGAUGCAGUCCAGGAAGCCGGGUUGGCGGCACCCGAGCGCCCGAACAAGGCGUCCCUGAUGAGAGUCCUACGGGACAACGGGGGACUCGGAGCGCAGACGAUACUGAGCUUCGGACGGUUCCGCGGAUACAUGUAUCAAGAAACACCGCCCAGCUACAGGAUUUGGGCAAUGAACGAGACCGAGGCCAAUGCGGGGGCGCAAGAGGACCUGAAGAUGUACGCGACGUGGUGCCGCCAGGAUCAGGCAGCUCAGUCCCCUCCUCCGACAAGGCCCUCCCUCUCGGGCUAUGUGGACGCAGAGGACACGGCGACGGUGCCCUACACCCCGGACCCCUUCGAGACGUGGGACAUCGUUGGAAGUCAACCCCGAGACCCGGAGGGCAGCACCGUCGAGCGCAUCAUCGGUGGCUGGGAUGGACCAGGAUCCCGACCCGGGCGUGACCGAGGAGAUCCAGCAGCUGGAACAACGCCUGGCUUUGCUCCGAGACCGCAACGGACUACCGCCGAGGACGCUAUGAAGGAAGACACCGACAACGCCAAGCCCGACCAGGACGAGAUCUUCCACGAGUGCGAGGAGGAGGCUUCUGUGACGAAGGGGGAUAUCUCCGAGGACGCCAACACCAAGGAACAGAACCCCGCGAAGUAUACGCAGGAUCCCAGCUUCGGCAACUUCUACAAGGAGAUCCCCAAGGAACAGAACCCCGCGAAGUACACGCAGGAUCCCAACUUCGGCGACUUCUACAAGGAGAUCCCCUAUGGCCAGAACCACGAGUUCAAGGAAUACGAGAAGGGACUCGACUACAGCACUGGAGCCAGGGAACAGAACCCGGCGAAGUACAGGCAGGAUCCUCGUGGCCAUGGCGUUCAGUCUAGGGAACAGAACCCAGCGAAGUACAGGCAGGAUCCCCGUGGUCAUGGUGUCCAGACUAGAUCACAGGACGACUCAGGACGUGUUCUCGGUGACCUUGAUCUCUGCGGAAUAGAGGACGAGUACGAGGCCGCAUGCAUUGGCGCAGACAUCUCCGCGGGAGACGGCGACAAGGCAGUCCAUGAGUCCAUGUCCACCUACGUGUACGGAGCCGAAGGGAGAAACGAUGGCAAGGCAUGUGAGAACCUUGCCAAGGAGUUCUUCAAGGACAAGCGCUUCAACUACAAGGACCUCACGCAGAUCCUGGAGGUCCUUCCCAUGAAAUCUACGAGACGACAUCGAGGAGCGUGCGGGUACGACACCGAAGAGGUGAAGUCCUUUCUCGGAGGAAUGUGGACCCAUGGCGGAUUUUGGGGCGAAUCUCUACAGACGAAGGCUUUCCCUUGGACGGUCAAGUACAUCAACAAGGCUAUGCGCGAGCUCUCCGGCGACGCUUGGGGCAAAACCCCACCUAUGUGGACCUCUCUCAUCAUCACCAAGAAUGUGAAGAUGCGAGUUCACAAGGAUGCACACAACAUUCCCGGCAGCAGCGUGCUGACUCUCACCCUCGGCAACUUCUCAGGAGGGAACUUAUGGCUGGAGAGUUCACCAGGAGACGGCAAUGGGGAGACCGCGAUCUACGACGACCACGGCCAGGAAAUCGCUGGGAUUUCUAUUUCCACCAAGGAGCGGCCUUACGUUUUCGAUCCGAAGAAGAAGCACGCCACCGAGCAAUGGGAAGGAGAUCGUUGGUGCAUUUCUUGCUUUGCUACAAGAGGUGCCAGUAGAGCGAGCCAGGACGAACGUGAUUCACUACGAGCCUUAUGUUUCCCACUACGUGGCCUUGAUUCACUCCUCACCACAAAGCCCGACGACUACGUCAAGGCCGAGCGCCCAGCAAAGAGUACGAGAAAAGGAAUGUGGAAGGCCGCCAAGCGUCUGGUGGCUCUCACAUCGGUGUGUACGGCAGCUGCUACGACCUACACCACGGAGAUCCUCCCAGCCCCGCGGGGAAAGGACGCAGUUGCCCUCUUUGAAAUUGGCGGAUGGACAAAAACUCUUGAAGCCGGCGAGUACGACUUCAUGACUGCGGAACCCAUCUUACCCGAGGACCUCUACAAGGACAACUUCGUGGACAAGCUCAACGAGACGCUCAAGGUCUUCUCCCCGGCGACCAUGUGGAUCCACGGCGGGAUCGUCGCCGGAAGGCUCAGCGACAUCGAGAAGGCCGCCAGUUGGCAGCUGAAGCAAGGACGAGCUGUUGUGUUGGAGGCCCCAGCCGAGGCAGCCAUGUGGAGCGGACCAGAGGUGGAACGUCUUUGUGAGGAGGGCAGCCUACUCAAGGAGGAACGACGCGGAGGACGAAGAGAGCUGAGGAUUAAUGUUCCGCAAUCCCCUCAGCCCUUUAGCAAGGACGAGGAUGUCGAGCCUGUUGCGGCUUACUUUUCUUCUACUGUCGACGCCCGCACUGAGGACGCCCUUCACGAGGCCUACGCCGUGUCCCGGAUCCCCGAAGGCGCUACGGAGGACAGAGACCAGGCUCAACGCGGAGCCAGCGCAAUCUCUUUCGAGAAUGGGAAGGAGAUCCCUCCGGAGGUCAGGUCCUCCCUUAAAAGGCUUCACCAGAAUCUGGCACACCCCAGUCGCGAGGACCUGUGCAGGCACUUGAGGUUGGCAGGUAGCAGCCCCGAGAUCCUCGAUGCAGCCAAACGUCUUCGGUGCCAAGUUUGCGAUCGCCAUCACCGAGGCAAGUCUGCUAAGCCGAGCUCUUUGCCAUCCCUCCUGGAGUUCAAUCAACUUGUUGCAGUAGAUGCCUUUUCGGUCUACGACUCUCAACACAAGAGGGUCGAGUUCCUGAUGAUCAUCGACCUGGGCACUGGAUUUUGUGUGGCUAGGGAGCUCGAAGGACACUCCGGGCAGGCUCUCGAGAAGGUGUUCUGCGAGGCAUGGGCGACCACUUUCGGUCCGCCCGGGACUCUAAUCCUCGACCUGGAAACAGGGCUUCAGGCCGGAUUGGCAAGAUUCAGUGAAUGGCACGGCACCUGGAUCCGCCCCAUUGCAGCACAGGCGCAUUACCAGCAGGGAACUGUGGAACGGUGUAUUCGAUCCUGGAAGCAGCUCUGGGAGAAAGUGUGUGAUGAGAAAACGAUCACCCACGAGGAGGGAGCAAUGGCCGCCACCGUCAUCAAUUCGGCUAUGAACUCUUUGAGAAGAAGUUCCGGAACAAGCCCGGCACAGGCCGUGUGGGGCCGAGAACCUCGUCUUCCUGAAGAUCUUUCCCAACCGGCCGAGGCAGACCACUUCGAAAGUGUUCUUUCCCGAGACCGACUUCGAGCACGAGAGUUUGCGCUUCGCAACGCUGCCCGCACCGCCUACUACAAGUGCCAGAGCGACUCCACCCUUCGUCGAGCUCUCAACCAUAGAUCUCGUGUGGCGGGCCCCGAACUCACCACGGGGGAUCAUGUGUUCAUCUACAGGAAGCCGAAGUCUCAGAAGCACUGGGAAUGGUUUGGACCUGGAGUUCUCAUUGGACGGGAAGGCCCGAACUGGUGGGUUUCAUAUUCAGGUCGAUGCCAUCUCACCGCCCCUGAACAUCUUCGUCUGGCGAGUGGAGAGGAGAUCGGAGCUGCUUUCACGCUCCGAGCCUCGCAGGACGACCUCGAAAAGCUUCUUGAGGCUGACUUUGGAACCGAGGACAUCUAUGUUGAUGAUCUCCAGGAGGCCCAGAUGAUCGAGGACGAUGAUGAGGUGAUGAUCGACCAACACGAAGACGGCGGACAAGUUCUCGGAGCACCCGUACAAGGCGAUCACAAACGAGACGCGGGAGAUCCACGCGUUCCCUUGGUCACAAAAAGGGCACGAAGGAAGGGGCCCGGAGAAGGUCCACCACCAGGCCCGUCCGACCAUCCGCCUGGUCAUUCGGCUCACAUGGCAAAGUUUGCCAAGACCGCGAGGGGGCGCGAGAAGGCUCUCGAGAAGGAGAUCCCCUGGAGUCUGAUACCCGGAGAGGCCCAGUCGCUCUUCAAGGAAGCCGAAGACAAACAAUAUCAAGAACACCGCCAACACGGCGCCCUCGAGCCCAUGUCGUUGGAAGAGAGUCGCGAAGUGACCAGGACAAGGGGAGACAGGGUGCUCCCGAGCAGGUUCGCUUACCGCGAUAAGAAUUGGAGCAAACGGAGAGGGGACCCCUCGGUCCCUUGGAAGGCCAAGUCCCGCCUAGUUAUUGGCGGGCACCGGGACCCGGACUUGCUCAAAGGGUUGAACACCCAUGCCCCGACUAUAUCCAGGCAAGGGAUUCUCCUCUUGCUCCAGGUGCUCGCGAGCAACCUCGACCAUGGAUGGACCGGACACGCAGGCGACGUGACAGCUGCAUUUUUAUCCGGGGAAACCCUCACCCGGGAGCUUUUCCUCAAGCAGCCGAGGACCGGAUUAGGAGGGUUGCACCCAGAGCAACUGUUGCGGAUACGAAAGCCGAUCUUCGGCUUAGUGGAUUCGCCGGCAGCAUGGUGGCAGAAGCUCAGCAGCACUCUGAAGGAGACCGUGAUCACCGAUGACAAGAACAUUAAAUGGGCUAUCCGGCAGUGCGAGUUGGACAACUGUAUCUUCACCGUACAGGAGAUCCUGACUGAUGAGAACGGGAAGGUUACCUACGGUAAGCCCCAGGCCUACCUCGGAGUGCACGUCGAUGACAUCCUUCUCGUGGGGAAGAACGAUCUCUGCGAAUGCGUGAAGGCUGAGUUGAGCCGACAGUUUCCUAUCGACGAGUGGGAGACAGGUUCUUUCGACUACGUCGGCUCCUACAUCGACAUCCAGCCCGACCGGAUCAAGGUGAGUCAGGAGUCCUACGUCAACACGCGCCUGUUCACGAUCGACAUCGAGAGAGGCGCUAAAGACUGGGAGCCUGCAUCCGAGACCCAACGCUUGGACAACAUGUCGCUGAUCGGGGCCCUAUCGUGGCUUGCAUCACAAACUCGUCCCGACUUGCAAGUCGGAGUUUCCAUGAGUCAGCAAUGUCAACGGGAACCUUGCAUCGGCGACCUCCGCUUCACCAACCUCUUGGCGCAAAGGGCACUCGAGCACCAGCAGGAAGGCGUCUACAUCUAUCCCGUCGACUUCACCGACAGCAUCCUCCUGUGCUACCACGACGCUGGAUGGGCAAACUGCCCGCAGGACCAGGAGGACCCCUACUACGCGCUCACAGUGGACGAGGAGAAGAACGGAGUUAUCCACGGAGCUCCCUACGGACUCCUCGGACGCAAGGCCAAGAAGGCCAACUCUUCAAUAGCAUCGCAGCUUGGGUGCCUGUUUGUCUUUGGGAACAGAUCGAUCCUCAGAGGAGAUCGGACCAAGAUGAGUGUGCUGGAUUGGAAGAGUGGAGCCUGCGAACGAGUAUGUCGAUCAACGUUCCAAGCGGAGACCAUGGCCUGCGCCUACGGCAUCGAGACCUCCGAGUACAUCCUGAAGUUCCUCCAGACCCUCCUAGACGGAGAAUUGGUGAGAGGGGCUACUUCUUUCAGUGCACGGUUCGUGAGCGACUGCAAGAGUCUCUACGACCAUUUGAUGCGAGAAGGGAUCCCGAGGGUCCCAACCUGCAAAAGGCUUGCCAUUGACUUGGCUUCGAUAAGGUGCGAUUUACGCCUCUUCGGUAAGAUAGCAUGGACACCGACCGAAGCACAGCUUGCCGAUCUACUCACCAAGCCUCUCAAGGCUGUACAGUGGUGGAAAGAGAUCAAACUUGGCAUAAAGUUGACUUUCAGAGAGCAGGAGAAGAUUUUGAACCAGUGUAAAUCGAGGAUUGAGUCUUGA
Messenger RNA from Symbiodinium sp. CCMP2456, 7929 nucleotides. The record is from the annotation of a GenBank genome assembly. Lineage: Eukaryota; Dinophyceae; Suessiales; Symbiodiniaceae.